Oncorhynchus keta (chum salmon) is the source of this 2614-nucleotide messenger RNA. Its product is annotated as RING finger protein 224-like. The record is from RefSeq and is a predicted model, not a curated record. Lineage: Eukaryota; Metazoa; Chordata; Actinopteri; Salmoniformes; Salmonidae. The transcript is spliced from 3 exons. Bases 1592 to 2170 code for a protein of 192 amino acids.
GUUGGCUUGAAAUGUAUAUCUCUGGCUGUCUAGCUACUCUCUGCUACCAUCUAGUGUCUGAACACCAACAUAUCAAGCACCGUUUUCUUUUCUUCAUGACAGACCAUUUAAAACGUUCCUCAAGCCUGUAAGUAAACAAUGCUUUGUACUAACAUGUCUAUAUUGUACAUUGUUUAUGAACAAACCUAGAGUUUACAACAUAGACAAGAAGGGAGUUUACAGCAUAGACAAGAGGGUAACCUAAAGAAGGGUAACCUUGUUCGUGACACUGGUGUUUUCAGAUCCCGAGGAACUGAAUAGGUGUAAGUUCUAUGAAGCCCAUCGCCAUAUAAUUGCUUUCGCUUAUCCAGUCUCUUCAGAACUGAAUGUGGAUUGCUGGGAGAAGAGACUAAUGGGGGCUAGGGUCAUUUUCAGCCUGGACAAGGCAAUGUCACAUUGUAAAGGUUACUUUAGGAUACCUGCAGUAUUUUUGCUUUAUGGCCCUGGGUGACUGGUUCUUAUGGACUCAGCUGGCCAACCCACUGUGCUGGCAACUGGCUCCUGUGAGUGCUGGUGGAUCGAGAGUGUAGGGUUCCUGCUGGUCUAUUGUUGCCAGUGUAAGCUGAUCUGCUGCCUGCUCCCUCCAUACAGGAAUGUGAGCCUGGCUCGCCUUUCAGCUGGUCAGACUGUUGGGAUACUCACAACAAGAAGUAGGAGGUGGAAAAGGGGGGAAUGGACUUGUGACACAACCGGCUCAGUGUGCGUGUGUGUGUGUGUGUGUGUGUGUGUGUGUGUGUGUGUGUGUGUGUGUGUGUGUGUGUGUGUGUGUGUGUGUGUGCGUGUGUGUGUGUGCGUGUGUGUGUGUGUGCGUGCGUGCGCACGUGUUAGCGCGUGCACAUUUACGCCUGUUUGCUCGCCGUGCAGUAUGUGUUGUUAGCACACACACACACGUGUUCUCAUGCACACCUGUGCCAAUGUGCGCUUGAUUGCAUACAUGCUCGGGCAGAGAAGCAGAGGGGCCAUCCCAUCGGAGCCGCUCUCCCCCUGGAGAACCCCAUUGUUCUCUGUGGCCUCUUCAAAAUGUAACACGCUCCAUUGACAGGCCUACGAGUGGGUGUUCACAUGGAAGGGCGGCCUGAAAUAUUAAAGGGCCUGAUGACCUGCUGCAGGCUCACAUUGUUUGCCCUUCAUUAGAGAGGAGAGCAGUUUCUGUGGAAGAGCAGAGCAGCAGGGGGAGAUGAAGGGAGGACGUACCCCCCAGCGGGCUGUGCUCGGGAUCCACGGGGACUAGGUAAUAAAGGUUCUCUCUCUACUAUCUGAUCCUAUAAUGUACAGCAGUAGUGCAGCAUUAGUUUGUCAUAGUGGGAAAGAGUAAAGGAAUACUACACUGGACAAGUCCUGGGAAGGUUGCUUUGAAAACAGAAGCCAUGGCAGGACUCCAGAGAACUACCAAGGACCUUCAGGGGGUUUGGAGGACAAACUAGAAGCCAUGGCAGGACUCCAGAGAACUACCAAGGACCUUCAGGGGGUUUGGAGGACAAACUAGAAGCCAUGGCAGGACUCCAGAGAACUACCAAGGACCUUCAGGGGGUUUGGAGGACAAACUAGAAGGAUGGACGGGGAGGAAGCCCCAGUUCCUGAUGCCCCAGACUUUCCUGCCCCAGAGGACCCAGCAGAGGCCCCUGACCUAGGGGCCCCAGAAGAUCCCCCAGUAGAGGGUGGUGUGGAGGCCGGAGGAGUUCAGCCAUCCAGAGACAGCCGUAAACUGGACUGUAUCAUCUGCUACUGUGCCUUCAACCUGACUGAGAGGCUGCCACGCAAACUCUACUGCAGCCACACCUUCUGCCAGGCCUGCCUGAGACGCCUCGACACCAUCCUCAAUGAACAGCAGAUGUGGAUCCCCUGUCCACAGUGUCGGCAGAACACCCCCCUCCCACGCGGGGGCGCUACAGCCCUGGACCUGGACCUAGUAGCCUUCUUGGGGGUCAAGGCAGAGAUGGAAAACCAGAGGUCUUGCUCACGGCAGGAAAGAAGAGAGCUAGGCACCCAGCCGGAGCACAAGCCCUCUUUUGGGAAGCAGUCCAUCAUAGAGCAGCCUCAGGCCACCUGGAACCAUGGUGGAUUGGCUGAGCCCCGCUUCCAUAGGAGCCCCUGCUGUAGGUGCUCAUUCUGCUGCUGGUGGUGCUGCUAGGUUGCUCAGGCAUGUAUGAAUGACAGGAGUUGGUUAAAGCAUCUGGCCAAGAAUUCCCAUUACAGUACCUCCUGCAGCUGAUUAUAGACACCUGGGCUUCCAAGGCUACAAAGUGGAAAAUACCUAACGCCUGUCUGCCUUGACAUGACCAGGACAGACACCAGGCCCUAGUUGUGUGUGUGAUUACACUGAGAAAAACAGUGGUCAGGAGACAAAGUUGUGCGGGGGACAACAUCAAGUCUAUCGUUUUACAAAGAUACUUUGAUUUGAAGACUCAUAGAAAAAUGUUUCAGAGCUCAAAAAGGGAUGCUUGAUAAGGACCUGUUUUGAGCUUGCCUACAACCCCCCAAAAUCCUCUGCUGCCUCUUUUCAAAUAGGCAACAGGACAUAUGGGCUAUUGGUACCUUGUGGGACAGUCAACUGUUUAAUCAUUAUAUGCACACC